GCUCCACUACUCAACUCGCUCUUCUUCCUCUUUUGUGUUCACAGUUUUAAAUGUUGAUUUUAAAUUUUAAUUAGUUUUCCUUUUUAGUGCUAGAAGAAUUAAAUACUUUUAACCGUUUGUAGUCGUUAUCAUAAUAUUAUAUAUUCUUUAGAUCUACUCUCAAUCUCAGUCAUAAAUAAUAUUACCCAUUUACGACAACUUGUUGCAGUAAAACCAACAAACUUGAUUUUGAAUUAACGAAUUCAUAGUGUGUAUUUUGAUUUGGCAAAGUUUCUACUAUCAAAUUGUGACUAUAUAAUUUUUCGCAGUGUCAACAUGCCGAUGACUUGAACGUUGGCUGACGAGUGACGGUUUUAAAUACCCUCUAAAUUAGAGGCUCUAAUUAACAUGAUUAACAUAGACGCUCAUCAUCAUGAAGAAUAUCAUCGUUAAUAAAGUGGAUUUGACUUGACCGCAGAUUGCAUUGUUAUUAAUACAAGAAAUCGUUACUUAUAAAUUAAAGGUUGAUGAGAUAUCCGAUUUACUUAUCAGUUAAAGAGGAGGAGAAAAUUACUUCAAUUUAAAAUGUUCAACAAAAAGUAUGCUUCCAAGUCUUUCCACGUGAGGGUAAUGACCAUGGAUGCAGAGUUGGAAUUUGACCUUCAGUGGAAAGCAACGGGACGCGAUCUGUUUGAUCUUAUUUGUCGAACAAUUGGGCUAAGAGAAACGUGGUACUUUGGUUUGCAAUAUGAGGACAAUAGAGGAAAUAUCUCAUGGCUAAAAAUGGAUAAGAAAGUCCGAGAUCAACACCUGCCAAAAGAUGAUCUUAUUUUAUUCACGUUUCUUGCAAAGUUUUACCCAGAAGAUGUUGCGGAAGAAUUAGUACAGGACAUUACGCAACACUUGUUCUUUUUGCAAGUUAAGCAAGCCAUUCUUAAUAUGGAUAUUUAUUGUCCGCCGGAAGCCUCAGUUUUACUCGCUUCAUAUGCCGUAGAGGCUAAGUACGGGGACUAUGAUGAGCAAACGUAUGCCCCAGAAAUGUUGGCUUCCGAGGAUUUACUUCCUCAAAGAGUAAUAGAUCAAUACCAAAUGACACCGGAAAUGUGGGAAGAACGAAUUAAAAUAUGGUAUGCUGACCAUCGUGGAAUGUCAAGGGACGAGGCUGAAAUGGAAUACUUAAAGAUAACUCAAGAUCUGGAUAUGUACGGUGUUAACUAUUUCCCUAUCAGUAAUAAAAAGGAUAGCGAGCUUUGGCUAGGUGUUACAGCUUUGGGACUCAAUAUUUAUGAAAAAGACAACAAGUUAACCCCGAAAAUCAGUUUCCCUUGGUCUGAGAUCCGUAAUAUUAGUUUUGAUGAUAAAAAAUUUACAAUCAAACCCGUGGACAAGUCAGCUCCAAACUUUGUAUUCUUCUCUCAAAAGCUCCGAAUGAACAAGUUAAUCUUGGAACUGUGUAUCGGAAAUCACGACUUGUUCAUGCGACGAAGACGACCUGAUCCAAUGGAUUUACAGCAGAUGAAAACGCAAGCCAAGGAAGAAAAACUUAGGCGACAAAUUGAAAGGAGUAAAUUGGCCAGAGAAAAACAACUACGAGAAGCAGCAGAGAGGGACAAGUCUAUUUUAGAGCAAAAACUGUUAGAAUUUCAGGAAGAAAUCCGGCUUGCUAAGGAAGCUUUGUUAAGGUCUGAAGAAGCGGCCGACCACUUGGCUGAAAAAUCUCGUGUGGCUGAGGAGGAAGCCAAUAUAUUGAACCAGAAGGCAUCUGAAGCUGAACUUGAAGCAGAAAGAAUCCGACAAACGGCAAUAAAGACGGAAGAAGAGAAAGUACUCAUGGAACAAAAAAUGAGAGACACGGAGCAGUUAGUAUCUCGGAUGAUGCAAGAGUCUGAUAAGCGAAGUAUGGAAGCUGAUCGAUUGAAAACCGAGCUACUUAAAGCUAGACUAGCCGAAAAGGAAGCAAAGGAAAAAUUGUUACAGUUUUUAUCACAACCAGCAGUUGAAUAUCAACCAAUUUCUAUGAUGUCAAUUACCAACAAUAUGCAUCAAAUUCCCCUGGGAAUGAUACCAGAGAAAACAGUUAUGAGUUUAGAUGUGAGCCCGGAAAUAAGUUUGAAAGACCUGUUGGGUGACAUACCCCUAUCAAGUGGUAUGGAUUUGGACCCUCUUACUUUAGAAAUUGAAAAAGAACGAGUAGAAUACCUUGAGAAAAGCAAACAUCUUCAAGAACAACUUCGCGAUCUCAAGAAAGAAAUCGAGGGGCUGAAAUUAGAAGAAAAGCAAACUCCAUACGAUAUGAUUCAUCAGGAACAAGUUCUCUCUGGAGAAAAUAAGUACUCGACUCUACGAAAAAUCAAAUCUGGAUCAACUAAGUCAAGAGUUGCUUUCUUUGAAGAGCUAUGAGCAGCUUAUCCUAUUGCAUUAUCUAUCUGACUUUCUUUUAAUUUAUCGUACAAAGACAGCAGCGAAGAGAACAAAAAUGCAGCCAAUACAUGCAGCCAGAUAGAAGUGUUUGAAACAUUGUCGUUGUUAACAGUCUUACGACUACACAAGUCAUCGCAAAUCUGCUUUGGAUUUCGGACCAUUGCCGUCUUAAGAAAUAGUAUUUAAUAACUACGUUAUAUAUAACAAAUUGAUUGACAAUACUGGUUAACUUAUUACCGAGUGCCUUUUGACAUAUCUUUAAAAAUUCGGGUGCCACUAAUACCGUCGUCGUGCAGAAGUUCUUGCUUACAUACGUCUUACUCGAUAUCUAACUACCAAAAACUUCCUUGUGUAUCUAAUCGAUUUUGUCUUCAUUGUUUUCGUGAAGUGUGUUUCAUUAAGUGUUACCAAAGAUAACGAAGAAUCAUUUUAUUAGUUAUAUAUCACUUUUAUCUCUUGAGAUGUUUGUCAUUUUGCUCGAAUAUACUGUUGUGCAUGUAAUCAAAUGCAGCUAAGUUCCUUGAUAAUUAUAAUUUACCCAACUCGUUUUAAGAUUUUAACCCUAUACAUAAAGAACUUCUCUGUUGUACAUCUCAGUUUUAUUUAUUUUAUCAAUAAUUUUAUGCCGAUUGUGAUACGAAAAACUUAAUUUUGGUCAAUUAAUUUUACUAUGAUGACGAUAUGGUAUUGCUUAUGUAGAGAAUUACUUUAGUGCCAUAAAAAUCGUUAUGCUUAAACAAUUAAAAAAGUAAUAAGAUUUAUAUGAUAUACUCAAUAAUAAAGUUCAAAUUCUCUGUUAGCGAAUUAAUCAUAA
Folsomia candida is the source of this 3214-nucleotide messenger RNA. It is a transcript of the gene Mer, whose product is annotated as merlin. NCBI's taxonomy places the organism in Eukaryota, Metazoa, Arthropoda, Collembola, Entomobryomorpha, Isotomidae. Gene Ontology annotation, biological process: regulation of gliogenesis; positive regulation of protein localization to early endosome; positive regulation of early endosome to late endosome transport. Gene Ontology annotation, molecular function: actin binding; cell adhesion molecule binding. Gene Ontology annotation, cellular component: cytoskeleton; filopodium; adherens junction. The record is from RefSeq and is a predicted model, not a curated record. The coding region runs from base 565 to 2379 and encodes 604 amino acids. The transcript is spliced from 11 exons.